This is a messenger RNA of Diuraphis noxia (Russian wheat aphid), 685 nucleotides long. RefSeq lists its product as uncharacterized. The record is from RefSeq and is a predicted model, not a curated record. Lineage: Eukaryota; Metazoa; Arthropoda; Insecta; Hemiptera; Aphididae.
UUUCAGGAUGACACCCACAAUACAAUGUUAUGACGAACAGUCAAUGCAAAUGCCACCUGCUUCGGUUCUGUACAAUAAUAUAUUUAUUCAAGAAGACCGUCAUCAGCUGACAUCCGCCUCCGAUAGAACGAAUUCAAGGCCUGAUGUUCGAACUAACCAUCAAUGGAACCCUUGUCUAAGGAAUCGCAAUUCAACAUUUAGCAGUAAAAGAAAUACCUCCUACGCGUCAGCUUUAAAGCCGGACGAUGUGAAAAGGUUACUGCGGCGGGACAACGGAUCGUCCUCGUCGUCGGAUAUGGUGGCGACGACAGCGGUAACUGAAGAGCAUUUGAACGCUAUACGCAAGAGACAAGCCCUAUUGCUAGUCACCAUACAGACGAUGAAGCUGUUCCGCCACAACCAAAUAUUGGAACACAAACUGUCGGCGUUGUACAGGAGGGUGGUGCAGGUUCAGAACAGACAGAGGCAGAGGAACAUCAGAACCGCCGCCGCCGAGGAAUAGUUGUUYUCAGUUAAUCAUAAUUGUAACUAUAUAAUAUGAUGAGGAGAAAGAGAAGGAGGUGACUGCGGCCGCUUCGGGCUGAUUUUUAGUCCAAAUUUCAGUAAAAGAAACACACACACACACACACACACCACUCGCACUUAAGAUAAAGAAUUAUUGUAUAUAUAGGUUGAUUAUAUUAUA